AUGGCGGUGGCACAUGUACCACAAUUGUCACACAUGUUGGUAAGAAGAUUGCAGUCUAAGACUCUCUCCACCUGCUUUAUUCAAGCUUCUGAUAUACACACUCAACAUUAUGAUGUAAUUGUGGUUGGUGGUGGUCACGCGGGCACUGAAGCAGUGGCUGCUGCCAGCAGAAUUGGAGCAAAGACACUUCUCAUCACACAGAAAAUCCAGACUAUCGGGGCACUCUCAUGUAACCCAUCACUCGGGGGUGUCGGGAAGGGUCAUUUAGUAAGGGAAAUUGACGCUCUAGAUGGUGUGAUGGGACGGGCAGGAGAUUGGGCUGGAAUUCAUUUCUCCAUUCUCAACCGCAGUAAGGGUCCAGCAGUCUGGGGCCUCAGAGCCCAACUGGACCGUCAGCGAUAUAAAGACUUUAUACAGUCCGAGCUUUUAUCUACACCUCUAGUGACCAUCCUAGAGGGUUCUGUUCAACUUCUGUUGACUGAGGCUGAUCCAGGGAAUCCAGGAAAACAUAAAGUUUAUGGAAUAUGCCUCGCUAAUGGGGGUGGUGAAAUCCAUUCCAGCUCUGUGGUUCUGACCACUGGCACCUUCCUGUCAGGUGCUCUCUUCAUGGGCCAGAACACUACUCCAGGGGGCCGAAUGGGGGAUCCACCUUCCUGUGCGGGUCUUUCUCAUAUUUUAAAAAAACGUUUUGGGGUUAAGAUUGGCAGGCUAAGGACUGGUACUCCUCCCCGUAUUGUCAAGGAUUCAAUUGAUCUCCUCACCUCUGUUUGUUUGCCUGACUCAAGUCCCACUCCAUUCAGCUUCAUCAACAAACACACACACUGCACGCCUAAAGAGCAACUUCCAUGUUUUUUGACAUACACCACUCCUGGUGUAGAAAAGGUGGUGAAAGAGAGCAGCCAUCUCAACUCACACAUACAGCAAGACAUUAAAGGACCCAGGUACUGCCCCUCCCUUGAGUCAAAGGUGCUGCGGUUUCCAGGGCGACAGCAUCAAGUAUGGCUGGAACCAGAGGGUUUGACCUCUCUUCUCAUGUACCCUCAGGGUUUGUCUAUGACUAUGCCACUGGAGAUGCAGCUCAGACUCAUCAGGGAGAUCCCUGGGCUGCAGCAUGCCAAAAUUCAAACUCCAGGUUAUGGAGUACAAUAUGACUUUGUCUGUCCAACACAACUUUUCCCAUGGCUACAGUUAAAGAGCACUCAGGGUCUAUUCUUGGCUGGGCAAAUAAAUGGGACCACAGGCUAUGAGGAGGCAGCUGCCCAGGGCUUGUGGGCUGGGGUCAACGCAGGUCGAACAUCUCGCUCCAUGUCUCCAUUGUCCUUGUCACGCACACAAAGCUACAUCGGAGUUUUAAUUGAUGAUCUGGUUAGUCAUGGAGUAACAGAGCCAUAUCGUAUGUUCACAAGCAGAGCUGAGUUUAGAACCUCCCUCAGACCUGACAACGCUGACCUGCGACUAACUCUGAGAGGUUUUGAGGAGAUUGGUUGUGUGUCUGAACAGCGCUAUAAUGAAGCUCUUCUGGUUCAGGCAAGUUUGAAGCAGGCUCUAUCUGCUCUGCAGUCCGUCCAUCUCUCCGCUGCUCGCUGGAGGGAUAAACUGGGAGCGGUUACCAUUAGCAAGACAAAGAGUUCCAUUCUGAAUGGAGUGGAGGUCUUGCAGUUUAAAGAUGUUACUUUUCAGAUGUUAGCAUCUUCCUUCAAAGAACUAUUUUGCCCCCAUGUAGAUAUUUCAGAGAGAUUGAAAGUUGAAGCUCUGUACCAUCCACACUGUGAGAAGCAGAGAAGAGAGAUGGAGAGAAUGCAAACAGAGGAAAGUCUAUCAUUGCCACAUGACAUUGACUAUAUGGCUCUACCCAUCUCGCUUUCUCAGGAGGUCCGAGAGAUUCUGGACAGUGUGCGACCAAGCACACUGGGAGCUGCAGCCCGUCUGCCAGGAAUUACCCCAGCAGCUAUAGUUCAUCUGUUCAACUAUGUGCACAGAAACAAACACAGAAAUCAUAUGUAAAAUUGUUGGAAUUACAAAUAGAAUAAAAUUGUAUAAAACAA
Molecule: messenger RNA, 2045 nt
Organism: Danio aesculapii
Lineage: Eukaryota; Metazoa; Chordata; Actinopteri; Cypriniformes; Danionidae
Gene: mto1
Product: mitochondrial tRNA translation optimization 1
Biological process (GO): tRNA wobble uridine modification; tRNA methylation
Cellular component (GO): cytosol
Molecular function (GO): flavin adenine dinucleotide binding
Source: RefSeq, a predicted model, not a curated record